Rosa chinensis is the source of this 1443-nucleotide messenger RNA. RefSeq names its product F-box/kelch-repeat protein At3g23880. Bases 103 to 675 code for a protein of 190 amino acids. NCBI's taxonomy places the organism in Eukaryota, Viridiplantae, Streptophyta, Magnoliopsida, Rosales, Rosaceae. Gene Ontology annotation, molecular function: protein binding. The record is from RefSeq and is a predicted model, not a curated record. The transcript is spliced from 2 exons.
CAGUGAAACCGAACUCAGGUUCUUACUACUUUUCCGAUUCCCAUUUUCAAAUAUUCAAUUGAGAUAUGCUUUAGCCUUCUCUGCGGUAGCCACAAACUUAGCAUGUCGGACGCUCUCUUCAGUCGACAGCAGCAACAACUGGUUCUCUCCGGUACCGGACCUAGCUCCGAGUAUCUUGAUUUCGGUUCUGUCAUCGUCGAAAUCCUCUCAUGGCUACCCGCCAAAUCAUUACUCCGCUUCCGGUGCGUAUGCAAACCAUGGCGGGCCUUGUUCUGCGAUCCUUAUUUCAUCAGUAGACACCUCAGCCGCAUCAACACCAAAACAAUCAACAGCUACUCUCUCUUUGUUAAGGAGAUCUCCACUUUCCGAUCAAUGGACUGUGAAGCAUUAUUCAAGUAUUCAAGCCAUGAUGAUGGUCCUGUUCUGAGCAGAGAGCUUCAUUUUCCGAUACUUGAUCCGCCAUUUGAAUUUUACUAUAUAGAUAUCAUUGGUUCAUGCAAUGGCUUGAUAUGCCUACUACUUGAUUGGAAUACUUCAGUUAUUAUGUUAUGGAAUCCUUGCACAAGAGAAUCCAAGGUGUUACCGCAACCUUCUAUUAAGAACCUCCCAAAGUUUUAUGGAUUCGGUUAUGAUUCCACAACCGAUGAUUACAAGGUGUUUGUGAAGCUACACUGAAACUACAAAGGGUGAUAAGCUGUAGAAGUUCUAGAACUGUGGCAACAAACAUCACCUAAUAUUGAAGGCCCUGCUGAUUCUGCCUUCUUGAUCAAUGAUCUGUAGUGUAUGGUAGAUCACAUAUGACGAACCCCUUCUGCUCCUCAUGUGUCUUCUAAUUCAAUUAUCUGUGGAGUAUCUGGAAUUCUGGAUGCCUAAUUAUGCCAGAAUUGACUUGUUGUAGAGCAAGUCAUUAAUCUGAUUGAAAUCACAUCUGUUGGGAUUGAACUUCUGUAGGUAGUGUUACUAACAAUGUGUGUCAUGCUUUGCUAUGCUUUGUCUACUCCUUUCAUAUAUCUAUUUUUUGCAUCUUGGCAUCUUGUUUUGCGCACUCUUCGUUAUGUCUUUGCACUUUGAAACACAAUAUAAAGCGACCAAGGAAGCAAGUGUAAUCCCUACUAUCUGGUUCAGCUGCAGGAAUUUGGUGUGUUGAAAUUGCUAGAGCAUGAAUUGCUGUAACAAUGAUUUGGUUAUCUUGCAUGUGUUGCACGUGAGUGGUGUUGUUGAAUAUAGAAGUUAAGACAUGGUUUAUGCAUCCUUAAACUGUCUUUUAUUCUUGAUGCUGUUUAGAAUUGGAAGAUGAAUGCUCGCAGUAACGUUGGAAGUUUGAUCAUGGUUACUGGAAGCUCGUUCUAAUCUGGAAAUGUUGGAAACCUUUUUGCAUUUUUAAUAACUUUAUAUAUUUCCACUGACCUGAUGUCCAUAGAAUAAUAAAAUGGGUUUUAUUUU